Xyrauchen texanus (razorback sucker) is the source of this 3359-nucleotide messenger RNA. RefSeq lists its product as uncharacterized. Gene Ontology annotation, biological process: T cell costimulation; negative regulation of T cell proliferation; immune response. Gene Ontology annotation, cellular component: external side of plasma membrane. The record is from RefSeq and is a predicted model, not a curated record. The transcript is spliced from 17 exons. Bases 77 to 2179 code for a protein of 700 amino acids. NCBI's taxonomy places the organism in Eukaryota, Metazoa, Chordata, Actinopteri, Cypriniformes, Catostomidae.
CAAAGAAGGAAAACAAAUAUUUUAUUCGGUUGAAACAGAGAUCACUUUUGUUUUGUGUGAUUUAACAUUUUUGAAGAUGCACCUGCAUAACUUCAUGUUCGUGUCAGUACUGCUGAUGAUCUCUGAGGGGUUUAUUGUGAAAGGUCCCGCUGCUCAUCUGGUUGUUCCUCUGGGAGUUUCAGCGAUUCUGACCUGUUUUGUUGACAAAUCCUUACCAAUAGAGGGACUGAUGGUGGUUUGGAUAAGAGCAGACUCAAAUUCGUUAGUGCAUGUGUUCCAAGAUGGCGUGAGUGUACCAGAGGCCCAGUAUCAGGAUUAUCGUGACAGAGCUCAUUUCUUUACCGACCAGAUUCAACAUGGAAACUUCUCCCUCCUGUUGAACAAUGUGACAGCUGAAGAUAAAGGUUUUUACAGAUGUAAAGUUUACAAUGAACAUGAUUCUAGUGAAACUUUGGUUGAAAUCAAAUCUGUUGAGCGUUUGAUAGUAUCAGGAUCAGAUCACUCCAUAUCUGCGUAUGUGGGUUAUGAUGUCACUCUGAACUGCUCUGUGGACUCUCACAUCACACCUGAAGAGAUUGAAGAGCUUUCAUGGAAGAAAACAGAUACAUAUCAAGAUAUUCUGGUCCUGCUCUUCCAAAAAAGUAGAAUUAUAACACAUUCAUCACAUGAGCAGUACAGAGACAGAGUUGAGUUCUUCACUGAUGAAAUCUCCAAAGGAAACUUCUCUCUCAGACUGAAGAGUGUCAGAACUGAAGACCAAGGCAUUUACAGGUGUCACGUAGAAGCUGGAAAUUUUUCAGGCAACACAACUGUGGAACUGGCACAACUGGGUUUCUCUGCUUUGCAUGGAAUGGUGUUGAUGUUGUGUAUUGCUGCAUCUGGAUCUGCACUACUGAUGUCUGUUCUAUGGUAUCUACAACACUACAGAUCACAAAAUACAAAUAAAGCCCUGUUUCUUCAGAUGUUGGUAGUCUGUGUACCAAACCUUAUUAUGUUCUUUGCCUUUUUAUUCUGGGGCGUUAUUGAAGGAUUUCUGAAUGAGACAGUUGCUUGUUGUGCUCAUUAUUUCCUGCGUCCCCUUCUGCUGUUAUGGGCAGCUCCACAUUCAGAGCAUUUUCCUGGCGAACGUAAAACCACUAUGCACUGCAUUGUUCAUCUACAAUAUUCGCUUUUUGCAAAUGUUAUUUAUUCAGUUCUUUUUAGAGCUUUUUGGCAAAAAAGUGUGAAUUAUGCAGAAUUUGACAGAGUCUUGAUAACAGUCCUCUUUGGAAUAAUGAUUCUGAUAUCCAUCAUCAAUAUCGUUUUCUUACUGGCUGAACUCAUUAGAAAUAAAGAUGGACGCAUGCGUGCUGUAUUAGACUUCGUGUCUGACAUUGGCCAUGAUGUUCUGCCUCCAUUACAACUCAUCUUCCUCUUCUACGCUUUUAAAGCUGCCAGUCACGCACUUUUUGUUGUGGGAGUUUUCCCACUCUUCUUGACGCUGACAAGAUACAAUUGGAACAAUGCAUGUGAGAAAAAGCUGGAAUGUUUAAAGUCAGUCAGCAGAAUAGCGUGGUUAAUUUUCAUGAUAGUGGUGAAUGUUAUCAUGGUAUAUUCUCACCUUAUGGCACUGGAAAAAGAGAAAGAUUGUGCUGGAUGGGCCUGUGUAGCUGCAUUUUUACAAGUUCUCUGGGGAAUUGUCGUCCUGAAACACUCAUUUGAUGAACUGGAUCUUCCUUAUAGACCCGUUGUGUACCUUUUUGGAUCAGUUGUGGUUGUUUUAGUGAACUCUGUUGCACUGAUGGCAGAACUGAUCCUGAAAACGGUUAAUGGAGAGCGUGCAGUGGGUGAUCUGAGAAAUAUCGUCUUUCCAUCUGAAUGCCUCUUUGCCUCUUCUGUGCUGUUGUUAGUCAUAUUAGAGCCUUUCAUUAAAUAUAAUCAGCAGUGUUGUCAGAAUUCAGCAGAGUCUAAUCAAGCCAGCAGAUCGCACCAGAACCAUUGCUCUCAGGAUAAUGCUGCUGCAUCUGAUGAAUCUCCAUCCACUGGAUCACAUCAGAACCAGAGCUCUGUUGAACUUCAUGAACUGAGACCUCUGCUAAGGACUCAAAAUCAAGAGUCUGGGAGAAGUGAAGAGACAGAGGGAACUGAUUCACUGGUAGCGCAAACAUCAGCAGCAUUGACAGGAAAUACUUCGGACUGAAUUUUUACCCCACUUUGACUGUUUGCUCCUUAAACAUUUACAGGCCAGUGAUCAAACCGAGAGUGCAGUUUUAUCCGCAUUUUACGACCGGUGCAGCAACAUUUUAUUUAGUCCAUAAAGUUGUUCAGCUCUCUUUGAUUGUGCGCUGCUGUUUUCUGUUGCGUACAAGAAACAUCAAAUUGCAAACCCUCCAAAAGUGGGACGAAUUCGUUGGAACCAUGGAGCACACUGCAUUUUUCACACAAAUACCAUAAUUUGCUUUACAGAAACCACAGUUCUAUUUAACCAUGAUACAGGGACGGAUUACCGACCGGGCCAAUGGGGCCAGUGCCCAUGGGCCCUUGACUGCCUGGGGGGGCCCUGGGCUUUAAGGUUGCGCGAUCUAGAUUGGUGAUCCCCCACUCGAUAAACCUUUUUAGGCAUGAACUACGAACACCCCCCCAUUGGGUGGAGGUGGGCCCUUAGAGAUAAUUGGCCCCAAGGCCUUUGCAAUUCAUAAUCCCUCCCUGCCAUGAUAACAAGGAACCAUAUAUGUUUUUUUUUGUUUUGUUACAGUACAAGGGUCUUAUCUCAAAUACCUCACUUAAACUCUUGAUCUUAUGCAAGAACAUUUCAGCAUGUCAUUUUUCAUGAGGGUAACUAUAAAGCAGAAAAAAGGGCCAUAAAGUCUGUGACCUCUUAUGGUCCAAGCUAUCAGUUUUAGUCCUGUGUAAAAUACUAUAAAUUCUGUGUAAAAUCUUAAAAGUGUAAUAAUCUCUGGUUGUUGGAAAAAUGUGAAUAUUUUUACAAUAAGAUUAUUUUUACAGUUAUUGCUCCCUGGCACCCUACACCCAUCACCAUUUGUAGAACCGCUUUCUGUGUGUGUGUGUGUGUCACUGAAUAUCUAUAAAUGUUUGUUUACACAUUUGUGUCUCUUAGCUAAAAUCUAAACAGUCAACUUCAGAUUUUUCAAUUGCAUGUUUUUAUGUUGGGGCUGUGACAAAGUUUUUAUGUAGAAGUGCAUAUAUUUAUGGUAUUGUCACUUUGGGGGUAUGGAGAAUAUUAAAAACCAAAUGUCAAAAAGAAAACCAAGCCCUGUUUUGUUCUGUUUUUUAUUUUGUAACAUUUUUAUUAGUCAUAUUUACUCAUUUAUCCCGAACAUUUAUCCAUAUUACACCUGAACACCUACUUAUUCAUGCAA